This is a messenger RNA of Macadamia integrifolia, 615 nucleotides long. RefSeq lists its product as uncharacterized. NCBI's taxonomy places the organism in Eukaryota, Viridiplantae, Streptophyta, Magnoliopsida, Proteales, Proteaceae. The transcript is spliced from 2 exons. Bases 1 to 615 code for a protein of 204 amino acids. The record is from RefSeq and is a predicted model, not a curated record.
AUGGCAAGUAUCAGACCCACCUGGAAGAUUGAUGAGGUAUUCUCAUUAAGAAUACGGCUAAGAAUUAUAGAAGCCAAAAGCCUUGAAUUCAUAACAAGUGGGAAGCUUUUUGUUACAUGCUACCUCUGCACAGGCAACAAAGAGAGGAUCCGGCUUAACGGUCGAGAGAUACCAUCCACGAGUCGCCCUUACUGGAACGAGUCAGUUUCCUUGGAGUGCUCUGCAGCCAACAAAGAUCAAUGUCUGGACCAACUCAAGCAACAAAGCGUGGUGUUCGAAUUAAGAUGGAGAAACAACUCACCGAUUCUCGGGAGAAUUGUUGGGUCUAAGCUUUUGGGUAGAGCUGAGAUACCGUGGAAAGAUGUGUUGGAAUCGUCCAAUAUGGCGAUUCAAAAAUGGGUCACUACCAUUUCAGCUAGUAGUGAUGUUCUUGAUCUGGGCUUGAAGCCACCAGCACUGCAUGUUGAGAUGAAGGUUGGAGUCCCAAGCAUUGCCAAGAUGGUGAAGAGAAUGAGUGAUGAUGCUUCGAAGAAGUGGGACAAGUGUGGUUGCAAACAUGGAAGUUGCUCUAAUAGUGGAGAAGAUGCGGUGGAGAUAAUGAGGUUUUUGUACUAG